Messenger RNA from Thyridium curvatum, 1890 nucleotides. RefSeq lists its product as uncharacterized. Bases 1 to 1890 code for a protein of 629 amino acids. NCBI's taxonomy places the organism in Eukaryota, Fungi, Ascomycota, Sordariomycetes, Thyridiales, Thyridiaceae. The transcript has a single exon. The record is from RefSeq and is a predicted model, not a curated record.
AUGCCUAAGCAGCACGUUAUUUUCGGGCGGCCAGUGCCCCGCAUAUCCUCCCGUCGCAUCUCGCUCCUCCUCGCGGCCAUCUCCAUCUUCGCCAUCUUCAGUCUAAUAAUCAGCCUCCCGAGCGCCAUUCCUACCGGCCCGAGUCUGUCCAAAUUCACCGAUCACAAAUUCUCCAUCCCCAAGUUGAAGGGCAGUUCGAAAUGGCCCAAGGUCUUCAACCCUUUCAAGCCCCCGGCGCACCCGCCAGCGAGGCAGAAGAACGACACUGACGGCGAGUCCUCGUGGUACUCCAACUGGAGGUGGCUUUCUAUCCCCUUCUCCUCCACAAUCACCCUCGAUGAGGGCCGCUCGCUGCUGCCGGACCUGCAAGAGCGCCCUCCGAUCUACUGCUACUACGACACUACGGUGCAAAAGGAUGCCGCGAGUAAAAACGCCGAGAGCGCCCUGCUGCUCACAUGGAGGCGAGCCUGGUGGUACCACGGCUUUAGGCCUGUUAUCCUCAGUGCUGCAGAGGCUAUGAACAAUCCGCUGUACGAGGAGCUCCAGAGGAUGGAGAUGGAAUCCUCCCUGAAGACCGAUUUGAUGACCUGGCUCGCCUGGGAGAACAUGGGGGGCGGUCUGCUGUCCAACUACCUUGUUCUGCCCAUGAGCAAGUACGAUGACCCCUUGCUCACGUUUCUCCGCCGCGGGGAGUACCCGUCCUUGACCAGGUUCAGGGGCUUAGACAACGGCCUUUUCGUGGGUCCCAAGAACGAGAUCGCUUCCGCCAUCAAGCUCGCUAUGCAGAGCCACGAGAUCAAGGCUGCGGGCGACAUCAUCUCUGUCUUGCCAGUGGAGAAAGAAGGGGAUCCUUUCACCAUAGAUAACACGCCCGAGUCGCUUGCGUUCUACAACGCCAAAGCCCUAGAGAGGAGAUUCACCAAGCUUGGCGAUCUGAUUACCAAAGACCGAGCCGCAGGGCUGAGGUCUCUGAACAAGCUCAUCAACGCACACCUGCAUACCACCUGGCAGAACACCUUCCCAGAUGGCAUUGCUGUGCUGAAGCCGGUUCCCAAGCACACGACCAAGAUGAUUGAGCCUGCCUGGGAUCUGGCCAAUCGCCUGGCGCAGUGCAACGACUCGCCAGCUCCCUCGACCUGCCCGCCAAACCAGGAGAGGUGUGUACCCUGCGUGUCGGCGAACGUCAAGCUGUACACGCCUGCCUUUUAUCGCAACAACACAUCUAUAUACACCAUCGGCACUGUGCCUCACCCCUACACAUUCCAGACCCUGGCGCACAUGAAGGAGUCGCUCGACGUUCCCUGGGUCCGGCGCAAGUCAGAGCGCGAUGCCUGGAUCAUAGCCGUGACCCGCGACAUUCUCGGCGAUGGCAUGGCCGGCGGCCCGCGCCUUCUGAAGUUCAAGGAGGCUGUCGCAGGCCCCGUGACGCACACUCAUUCCCUCUGGGUGGAGGCAGAGCGAGGCAUCCCCGAGGACAUCGUGGACUGGCACUUUGGCUUUGCCGUACCGCAGCUAGGCGAGGGUCUGGAUAGCGGCAGGUCCGAGACGCCCGUGCCCGGACCGGAGCGCAGGCCGCAGCCCGAGCACGACAAGGCUGACGGCCCCAUCGCGGAUCCCGAGGAACUGAAGCGCGAGCCCGCUCUGCUGGAGAAGGCGAGGGCGAUGGGCCGAAGCAAAGACAAGCGCGACGUUGCUAUCCGCAACGCCGUCGAGGCCUGGAACCUCGCGGACACGGAGGCGUGGCGGUUCGCGCGGGCCUUCUUGGCGAGGAGCCAGGUCGAGAGGACCAAGUGGGAGGAGGAAGAGGCCAAGUACGCCGAGGGCGUGGGCAGCGACAAGGGCCACGCCAAGAGCAAAUGGGGUAGGUGGCUGGAUCGGGGCUCCAAAUGA